UUGUUGUGAAGUUCUGCCUGCUAGAUUGUUAAAAGUGCAAUUGUAACAAAAAAAAUUAAAUAAAAACAAGAACAAAAUACGCAUUGAUUUCCUAUAAAGAGUUUGCAUAUUAGAGCCGCGUUUUCGCUGACGUUUGGUGCCGAGUUAUUCUUUUUUUUUCGUUUUAUCUUUCGGAAAGUGGGUGAAAAAAUUAGCAGUGUUCAUUAUUUUGUUAAAGUGUUUGUUUGAGUGUUGCGUGUGCGACGGUCGCAUAGAAAAUACACGAAAAAAAGGAAAUAAAAUAAAAUAAGAAAGGAAACGAAUUAAGUUUGCAAAGGGCUGAAAGCCAGAGUGACAAAAAAGCAGCAGCGAAAAUGGCGUUGAAAAUGUUGGUUGGCCAGAAGAUCAUGAACGAGGUGGUGAAGUACAAGCCGCCGCCACCCAAGAAGGCGGGCGCAGCGGCAGCUCCAAAGGCAGCCGGAGCCGGUGGCAUUGAGUGGCGUGUCCUCGUUGUGGAUAAGCUGGGCAUGCGGAUGGUGUCCGCUUGCACCAAAAUGCAUGAGAUUAGUGCCGAGGGCAUCACCUUGGUGGAGGACAUCAAUAAGAAACGUGAACCGCUGCCCACAAUGGAUGCCAUCUAUUUGAUCACGCCAUCGGAUGAAUCGGUGCGCUCUUUGAUUCGUGACUUUGAGAAUCCGGCACGUCCGAUGUAUCGCUAUGCGCACGUCUUCUUUACCGAGGCGAUACCUCCGCGCAUAUUUGAAAUGCUGCAAUCGCACAAAGACAUUUGUCGGCGAUAUGUGCGCACCUGCAAAGAGAUCAAUAUUGCCUUUUUAGCCUAUGAAGCACAGGUGUUCUCACUGGACUCGCCGGACACGUUCCAAUGCUUGUACUCGCCGGCCUUUGCCUCCAUCCGUGGCAAGCACAUCGAGCGCAUUGCCGAGCAGAUUGCAACGCUUUGCGCCACGUUGGGCGAAUAUCCGAAUGUGCGCUAUCGCAGCGAUUGGGAUCGCAACAUCGAUCUGGCUGCCUCGGUGCAGCAGAAACUGGAUGCCUAUAAGGCCGAUGAGCCAACCAUGGGCGAGGGGCCGGAGAAGGCGCGAUCCCAGCUGCUCAUCUUGGAUCGUGGCUUCGAUUGCGUCUCGCCAUUGUUGCACGAGCUCACAUUGCAAGCCAUGGCCUAUGAUUUAUUGCCCAUUGUUAACGAUGUCUAUCGAUACACGCCCGGACCCAAUCAACCCGACAAGGAGGUCCUCCUCGAUGAGAACGAUGAUUUGUGGGUCGAACUGCGACACGAGCAUAUCGCUGUCGUCUCCACCCAGGUGACGCAGAAUCUGAAGAAAUUCACCGAUUCCAAGCGCAUGAGUUCCACAGCGGACAAAUCAUCGAUGCGCGAUCUGUCGCAGAUGAUCAAGAAGAUGCCGCAGUAUCAGAAGGAGCUGUCCAAGUAUUCCACCCAUUUGCAUUUGGCCGAGGACUGCAUGAAAUCGUAUCAGAACUAUGUGGACAAACUGUGUCGCGUUGAACAGGAUCUGGCCAUGGGCACCGAUGCCGAAGGCGAGAAGAUCAAGGAUCAUAUGCGCAACAUUGUGCCCAUUUUGUUGGAUGCGAACGUGUCAAACUAUGACAAAGUGCGCAUCAUUUCGCUGUAUGUGAUGAUCAAGAACGGCAUCUCCGAGGAGAACUUGACCAAGUUAUUUACACACGCUCAGCUGUCCACUAAGGAUCAGGAUAUGGUGCGCAAUCUGAGCUAUUUGGGCAUCAAUGUGAUUGCCGAUUCACGCAAGAAGAUCUAUUCGGUGCCACGAAAGGAGCGCAUCACGGAGAGCACAUACCAGAUGUCACGCUGGACACCGGUGAUCAAGGACAUUAUGGAGGAUUGCAUUGAGGAUAAGCUAGAUCAGCGACACUUUCCAUUCCUCGAGGGACGCGCCCAGAAUACGAAUUACCAUGCACCGACUAGCGCUCGCUACGGCCACUGGCACAAGGACAAGGCGCAGACGCAGGUGAAGAAUGUGCCGCGUCUGAUCAUCUUCAUUGUCGGUGGCGUUAGCAUGUCCGAGAUGCGUUGCGCCUACGAGGUGACCAAUUCAGUGCGCAACUGGGAGGUGCUAGUCGGCUCAUCGCAUGUUCUAUCGCCUGAAAUCUUUCUCAGCGAUUUGGGCAGCCUCUCCAAGGAGGAUUAAGCAAACCAAAAACAAACACACCGAACACAUACACACACACAAAAUCCUUCUUAAUUUUCCGGAAUCAAAAAGAAAAACCACACAACAUAAAGAAGGAAGUGAAAACUAUGCUUAUUACAUCUAGCCAGUCUGUAAUUUGUUAUUUGAUAUAUAUAUAUAAACAUAUAUAUAUAUAUAUACAUAUAUGUACUUUGUUCGAUAUUCAUUAUAAGCGUAUCGAUCUGUUCCAUUAUUGUUCAUUGCUCACCCUACACAGGUGGUUUAUUGACGACUCUAUAUAUAGUAUAUAUACGCACCUCUUGAACUAACUAACCCACAGAUCAAAAGAACAAUACAAACACACACAUACUUAACCAAUAAUAACUAUGUACACUCAUAUAUAUAUAUCUAGAUAAACAGUCCGAUGUAUGUAUGUCAGCCCAACUUCUCCGAUAUAUCGUAUAUAUAGUUAGUUAUAUAUGAGUGCAUAUAGAUUUGUCAGCUAUUUAUGUGUGUCAACUCGUUUAUUAAUUUAUAGUUCAAAAAUAGUUCGUUGUUAUUACCGAAAUGAACUUAUUUAUCCGCUCUUUAAAUCGGAAGUGGAAAAAUUACAAGAAAAAAACAAAAAAAAAAGAAUUGAUAAAGAUAUAUACUGUUUGUUGUUUAUGUACAUCACAAAAAAAAGAAAAACGAAAGGAAAUUAGUCAAAUGUAGUUAUGCUAAAUGCGAAAUUCAGUUAAACAAAACAAAAAAAAUUCAAAAAUAUUUAUUAACAGAGCUGUUAACAGAGGCUGCAGAGCCACUGUGUGUUUAACAGUAUGUUAACAUUAACAGUUUAACAGUAUGUUAAUUGCUUCUCGAUGUCGAAAUGCAAAAUAGUUUUUCAAAGUUUCAUAAAGCGAUCUUGCACCAUUAACAUAAAUAAAUUCAACACACACACACACACAAACAAACACUUAACAGUUAAUGUUAACAGCAUGUUUAUUCUCUAUAUAUCGAAUGCAGUAACAGAAAAGGAUCGACACACACACAUACAAAUGCGCUCAUAUACACAGACACUUAACAUUAGCUCAGAUACAACGCAAAAUAUAAAAAACGGUUCGCGUCGCGUGGGCAAAACUUGUGAUUCGAAAAUCGAAUUUUAAAUUAACAAAAAAAAAAAAAAAUGAAACGAAAAGAAAAGAAAACAACUUUAAACGAAACACAAUUAAUUGCAUAACAGCAUUAGCUUAGCAUUUUGAAAAGCAAUAUUUAAAUUUGCAAGAAAUAAAAAAAAAACAUGGUAUAUGUCUUUCAAUUGAAGCCAAUAAUAU
Molecule: messenger RNA, 3457 nt
Organism: Drosophila albomicans
Lineage: Eukaryota; Metazoa; Arthropoda; Insecta; Diptera; Drosophilidae
Gene: Rop
Product: protein ROP
Exons: 8
Coding region: 354-2165 (603 amino acids)
Biological process (GO): neurotransmitter secretion; vesicle-mediated transport; intracellular protein transport
Cellular component (GO): secretory granule; plasma membrane
Molecular function (GO): syntaxin binding
Source: RefSeq, a predicted model, not a curated record